AUGUUAGCCGUUCACCGUCCUUCCUCCGCCGUAUCUGACGGUGAUUCCGUUCAGAUUCCGAUGAUGAUCGCUUCUUUUCAAAAACGUUUUCCUUCUCUCUCACGCGAUUCAACCGCCGCACGUUUCCACACACACGAGGUUGGUCCUAACCAGUGUUGCUCCGCCGUUAUCCAAGAGAUCUCCGCUCCUAUCUCCACCGUAUGGUCCGUCGUAAGACGCUUCGAUAACCCUCAAGCUUACAAACACUUCCUCAAAAGCUGUAGUGUCAUCGGCGGAGACGGUGGUAACGUAGGUAGUCUCCGUCAAGUCCACGUCGUCUCCGGCCUACCCGCGGGUAGCUCCACCGAGCGUCUUGACAUCCUCGACGAUGAGAGACACGUCAUAAGUUUCAGCGUCGUUGGUGGAGACCAUCGGCUUUCUAACUACCGAUCUGUCACGACGCUUCAUACUUCUCCGAUCUCAGGGACCGUCGUGGUGGAGUCUUACGUCGUUGAUGUACCUCCGGGGAACACAAAGGAAGAGACUUGUGAUUUUGUUGACGUUAUCGUAAGAUGCAAUCUACAAUCUCUUGCUAAAAUAGCUGAGAAUUCUGUUGCGGAGAGCAAGAAGAAGAAGACUUCCCUGUGA
Molecule: messenger RNA, 627 nt
Organism: Arabis nemorensis
Lineage: Eukaryota; Viridiplantae; Streptophyta; Magnoliopsida; Brassicales; Brassicaceae
Source: the annotation of a GenBank genome assembly